CUGUUUCGGUGGGGAGUGGGGGGGAGUUCCCUGGUCCUGUUGGUGCCUCCCCCCCUGCUCUCAGCCGGGGUUUUGGGCUCAGAGCUGAACGCUCCACCGAGCCCGCAGGAUGGAGGGCAGGCUCCGCCAGACCGCCGCCCCCCCCGCUGCGCGCCGCCCCGGCCCCGAGACACCAGCCCCGGCCCCGGACACCCGGAUGGAGCCCCGGGGAGUGCCUUUCUGACCGAACCCCAGCAGAACCCGACCCCCCGAACCAUGUCGGUUCUGUGGCUCCCGGUGGGUCUGCUGCUCAGCCUGGUACCGCGGGGUCUGCCGCUGUCCCGGGACCCCCGCGGGGGGGGGGGAAACAGCCCGGGCCCGCGGCCGCAUAUCGUCUUCAUCCUGGUGGACGACCAGGGCUUCCGGGACGUGGGCUACCACGGAUCCGAGAUCAAGACCCCCACCCUGGACCGGCUGGCCGCUCAGGGGGUCAAACUGGAGAACUACUAUGUCCAGCCGCUCUGCAGCCCGUCCAGGAGCCAACUGAUGACCGGCAGAUACCAGAUCCAUACAGGCCUUCAACAUUCCAUCAUUCGAGCCACCCAACCUAACUGCCUACCACUGGAAAAUAUCACCCUACCCCAGAAACUCAAAGAAGCAGGUUACUCCACUCACAUGGUGGGGAAAUGGCACCUGGGCUUUUACAAACGUGGUUGCCUCCCUACCAAACGGGGUUUUGACACAUUCUUCGGUUCCCUGCUUGGAAGUGGGGAUUACUACAGCCACUACAAAUGUGAAGGACCUGGAAUGUGUGGCUACGAUCUGUAUGAAGGGGAAGAGGCGGCUUGGGAACAGGACCGUGGCUUGUACUCCACCGUGAUGUUUACUCGAAAAGCUAUUAGUAUUUUAGCCAAUCACGACCCUCGCCAACAACCACUGUUUCUCUACUUAGCUUACCAAGCAGUUCAUUCCCCACUGCAAGUUCCUGCCCGCUACCUUGAGCGCUACAAGGGGAUUCCAAAUUUACCGCGCCGCAAAUAUGCUGCCAUGGUCUCCUGCCUGGAUGAAGCAAUUCACAACCUCACGUUAGCGCUGAAACGCUAUGGUUAUUACGACAACACGGUCAUAGUGUACUCGUCAGACAAUGGGGGCCAGCCUCUAGCAGGUGGGAGCAACUGGCCAUUGCGGGGGAGUAAGGCUACCUACUGGGAGGGCGGCAUCAGGGCGGUGGGCUUCGUUCACAGUCCCCUGCUGGUGAAAAAAGGGACCAAAUGUCGAUCUUUGGUUCACAUCACUGACUGGUUUCCUACACUGGUGACUCUGGGUGAGGGAACAUUAGAUGAAGACCUAAACUUGGACGGAUAUGAUGUGUGGGAGGCUAUCAGCGAAGGCCACCCCUCGCCUCGCCAAGAUAUUCUGCACAACAUUGAUCCAAUUUACAACAAAGCCAAGAAUGGCUCGUGGAAGGCUGGGUAUGGCCUAUGGAACACGGCCAUCCGGGCUGCUCUGCGGGUGGGCCACUGGAAGUUACUCACAGGCGUACCGGGCUACAGUGACUGGGUGCCCCCACAGACCUUCUCCAGCCAACGGCUGACCAAUCGGUGGCAUAACGAACAAGUUCGUUGGGACCGGGGAAAGUCAAUCUGGCUGUUCAACAUCACGGCUGACCCAUAUGAAAGAGUGGACCUGUCCCAGCGCUAUCCACAUAUAGUGAAGAAGAUGCUGUUCCGGCUUGCGCAGUACAACAGGACCGCGGUGCCCGUACGCUAUCCCGCCAAAGACCUGCGUUCUAACCCCCAGUACAACGGGGGUGUAUGGGGACCCUGGUACAAGGACGAACAGGAGGAAAAAGAGGAGCAGGAGAGAUACGAUAACUUGUUCACCAACCACCUGGGUAAGCGGAGGUGGAAAAAUAAAUCCAAGAAUAGGAAAGUAAAAAGGAUGGGCGAAAGGCCGGGUACGCCCUGGACGGUGCCCGAGUAGUCUACCACACCUGUGAAAAAAACUGUUUGGCUUUUCUCAGGGAUGAACUAUUCCGGUUAAAGGACCUCCAGAUCGAUUUGCCAGGACUCCAGUAUACAUGAUAUGGAAAAAGGUAGCAGAUGGAUAUUACAGAAAGUCUUAGGACCCCUUGUUUGAACACUACUGCAGCGUCCAGACAGCUACAACCUCAUUUCACCAUUUGGGUGCUCAAAGACUUUAUGUUGCAUGUGUGAGCUUUUGUCACUUUUGUAUUUUUCCUGUUGAUGUUUGGGACUUCAAAAUAAGUCUUCCUUGAUAGUUGCCAUAAAAUUUGGUGGCUGAGACAUAAACUUAAACAGUUCUGCUAGUUUGCUAAUUGCAGUGUCACAGAUGUAGAAUAAAUGAAGUGUGUGUUCCUUUAUGUUGGUUUUUGUCCCUGUAUUUUAAAACUGUAGAUUUUUUUCCUCCUUGACGUGAUGUCUGGUCUGGCACCAGGCCGACUUGACAAAGACAAAUGGAUUGAAUAAAAAUUCCAGACACAAAUGUCUUUGUCUUCUGCUAUUUGUUAAGCUUCUUGUGGUUUGCAGUUUAUCACAAAGAUUACAUCUUUUUUUCUUUCGGUAGACACUCUUGCGAUUGUAAAACCUUUAAUAAAUCUUUUGCUUUUGAAAGUUGAUACAAGGCCAUAAAAGAUAGUUGCGCCUUGGAGAUGCAGUAAAGUGGGAUCUCAUGGAG
Menidia menidia (Atlantic silverside) is the source of this 2676-nucleotide messenger RNA. The record is from the annotation of a GenBank genome assembly. NCBI's taxonomy places the organism in Eukaryota, Metazoa, Chordata, Actinopteri, Atheriniformes, Atherinopsidae.